UCACCGGCGCCGUCAUCUCCGUCACGCACCGAGCCACAUGCACCGGAGAGCCAGCUAGGCCCGCCAGCCACCACUCUACCACACCGCACGAUGUCGUCGGCCAGGGCGCGGCGGGGCGGGAGCCUGCAGUUCCCGGUGGGGCGGUGGCGCCACGUGGCGGUGGUGGACGCCGGGUGCGGCUGCCGCCCGCGCCGGGCCACCUCACGCCUGCUCAGCCAGCUGCCCUCCUUCCUCCGCCCCUCGCCCAAGCCCCCGCAGCAGCCGCCGCGGAGCAGCUCCCGCUCCUCGUCGGGCUUCUUCCCGUCCUCCGCCUCCACCGCCUCCUCCUCCGCCGCCACCUUCACCACCACCCACUCCUCCUACUCCAACUACUCCGCCUACUCCUACUCGGGCGCCGCCUGCACUGCCGCCACCACCAAGAGCAAGAAGCAGCACGACCCGCCGGCGUCGACCAACAAGGCGCCGCCGCCUACUUCGUCCUCCCACGCGGCGGCGUCCAGGAGGCGGCAGCAGGGCAGCAGGAGGAAGAAGAGGUACGAGAAGAUGGGCGCCGCCGCCGCAGCAGGACAGGAGGAGGACGACGUGGGCGUGGCUGUGGAGAAGGAGUCCUCCGACCCGCGCGCCGACUUCCGCGAGAGCAUGGUCCAGAUGGUGGUUGAGAUGGGGCUGUGCGGCUGGGACGACCUCCGCUGCAUGCUCCGCCGCCUGCUGGCCCUCAACGCCCCGCGCCACCACGCCGCCAUCCUCGCCGCCUUCGCCGAGGUCUGCGCGCAGCUCACCGCGCCCCCGCCGCCGCCGCCGCACCCGGCGUACCACGCCUACGACUACCACUACCACUACUGACCAGCCGACGAGCUGGCUCGCCGCUCCACCCUCCACCAGCGUCGUCAGCGACCUCCUGCACGCUCUGGAGGGUCUCGAGAUCCUGGCACCACCCGUGUGCUGCCUGCGCGCUCGUGCUGCUGUACAGUCACCGGUGGUGAUAGGAUCUCGUAGUACUAGUAUCAUCAGGAUUGGUAGUACCUGUUCCUUGUGUGUUCUAGAUGCAGUAAUCCGUCAGGUGUUUCAGCCUUAUUUAGCAUGUUUAAGUUUCUGAUUUUCUCGCUGCCAGCUUGGAAUAACCAAGCUGGCUUGCUGGAUGUUGCAGUGUGCUUGUUUUCAGUGUGUUCGCCUGUUCGGCUGACCUUUGGUUUUGGAUGAAGGUCUCUGAAAGUGUAGAAGUGUGCUAGUUUAGACUCAUGUAACUUGCACUGUUUGAAAUGUUUGAAGUGUUCACGCUUAAUAACGCAUGGCACUUACUAGAAAAACGAUUGGUUAUACUAUACUA
Panicum virgatum (switchgrass) is the source of this 1327-nucleotide messenger RNA. Its product is annotated as transcription repressor OFP8-like. Gene Ontology annotation, biological process: negative regulation of DNA-templated transcription. NCBI's taxonomy places the organism in Eukaryota, Viridiplantae, Streptophyta, Magnoliopsida, Poales, Poaceae. The coding region runs from base 91 to 843 and encodes 250 amino acids. The record is from RefSeq and is a predicted model, not a curated record. The transcript has a single exon.